Messenger RNA from Porites lobata, 5828 nucleotides. Lineage: Eukaryota; Metazoa; Cnidaria; Anthozoa; Scleractinia; Poritidae. The record is from the annotation of a GenBank genome assembly.
AUGACGCUGUUUCUUUCCUUUUUUAUUAGAAGCGGUGUUUGCAACAUCUUUAAUACCAUGAUGGCGUUCAAUAGCGGAUUACACCUUUUUAUGUUGCUGCCUUGUGUUUAUUACUGUGAUGUUAUUUUCGCCGAGAAUAAAUCCUCAUUUAAUUACCCUGUUGGCGAUCCACGAAACUGCCCUUUAACGAGAGGAGUUUUUCGUUUCGAGGUACUACCGGGAGGCGGAUGGGACAACCUAAGAAAUGUGCACAUGGGAGCUGUUUCUGUGACGAAUAACUACUCAAAAUGUAAAACCUCUGACGAUGGCAAGUAUUUGAUCCCUGAUGAUAUUUUUCUUUACCCUGUAAAGAAAAGCAAAAUGGAAGCGUUCUCCGAACUUUACGACCACUGGAACAAUUAUUCUUCGACCACCACAAAAUCUAUCAACGCCAAAGUUUCGGGAAAGUUUAAGUCUGGUCCCAUUAGCGGUUCGUUUUCAGCUGAGUUCGAAUCAGUUAAGAAACAUCAGGUGGAAGACAAAGCUGUAACAACUCGAGUUGAAAUGCGUCACGUCUUGUACACCGCCAAACUUCAACCUGAUAGCGCUCUCCAGCCUGCGUUUAAAUCGUGUUUACUUGAAAUCGCGUCCCAUCUACAGCACAACAACACCGCCUAUGCUAAUUUUUUGGCGCAGAUACUGGUUCGCGACUUCGGAACACACUUUAUCACUAGUGUCAAUGCUGGUGCAGUUCUAUCCAAGGUAGACCACUUAGCGAAAAAGUUUGUUGCUGAUUUUACAGGGGAUAAGAGUAAAAUCACCGCAGCCGCAAGCGCGUCCUUUUUUAGAGCCUAUGGCGGAAAGGCUAGCUACAGUCAGACGGGCGAUAAACAGGAUUUAGAUCAGUACACGAAGAACACCGUUUACUCAACCAUGUAUACAUUUGGUGGGCCACCUUUCAGAGUUAACUUUACGAUAAAUCAAUGGGAAGAUCAAUUGCUAGACGAGCUUGUAGCAGUUGACAGGUCAGGUGACCCGUUGAAUUACGCUGUAACCCCCGGAAGUCUUCCUGAGAUGUCGGACGAGUUAGCUUUUAAAUUGGCUGACGUCGUUGAAAACGCUAUAAAGCAAUACUAUAAGCACAACACUAUCAAGGGAUGUACGAAAAGGGACUCGCCUAACUUCAGUUUUCAAGCUAAUCUCGAUGAUGGAUCUUGUGAAAGUCCCACAAACAGUUACACUUUCGGUGGCGUAUAUCAAACGUGCUCAUUCGCUGGGUCUCCGGCGGGUGAUCCGUGUGGGCCCCUGCUUCAAAAGAACCCAAUUACUGCUGAUUACAAAUGCAGUGAUGAGUAUGAGCCUGUAUUGGUUCAUCAGGGACGCACUCCUCAAAACUGCCACAGAGACUGUAACAGCUGCUGGCUUUUCUUUAGUUGCUGCAAUACAAACUGUGGGUACGCGUCCUAUUCGACUUACUGGUGUGUAGCGAAGGGCAAGGUACCUGCCAACACAGGAUAUCUUUUUGGGGGGCUGUACAGCAAGGUGUUGAAGAAUCCAGUCACACAAGAUCACAGCUGCCCACUGAAGUUUUAUGCACUGCGUUUUGGAGCUACAAUGCAAGUAUGCGUAAGUGAUGACUAUGAGCUUGGCUUUCAGAAUUCGGUUCCCUUUGGUGGUUUCUUCAGCUGCUGUGCCGGUAACCCCCUGGGCGUCAAAAAUUCUGCAGACAGCGUUAAACAAGGUAAUUAUCAUGUCAUGUUAAAUGAUUGAGUUCCUUUAAGAUACUUUAUCCUUCUAUCCUUUAAUUAUGUUCCUCGUUAAACACUGUUCAGCAGGAUAUGAUUUAUAGCCGCCAGAAGGAAAAAUCUGGCGGGCAAGAACUCAAUUUGAUGCACAAAUAUGUCUGUCAGAAGAUACUUGACUUAUCUUUGAAGGGCAGUGCGAUCGCGAGAGGCCCUCAUUAAGCCAGCUGCCAAUAGACAGGGGCACCCAACGACGGUUUCCUCCUAAAUGCAUUGAGAACACUUUUUGAGGCUAUUCAGAGCACUUUUAGAUCUCUAGAAAUGCAUGCUUUGUGGAACUAUAAAACUUGUAACUGUUCGGUCACCCUAAGGAAACUUAAGCCUUUUCGAAAUUAUUAGGGCUCUAGUAUUACUUCCCUGAAAAUUUUGGACGUAAUUUUACGUUUUACGAAAGUGAGAAUUUUUCUUAUUCCUCUCUACAUCGCGUUUUUGAAUCCGAAAAUUUUAGGUUUCCUUUUUACUACGAAAAAUAGCCCAACCUGGGGAAUAAAAUGUGAAAAAUUAGACUUCAGAAAAUCGUAGCGGAUUUAUUGGAAAAGCUUCGAAAAUUGUACAUGAAUAGAAUCGCCAUCUACAAAUUUUUAGCCGUGCUCAAGCAAUACAAAAUUCUAGGCAAUAUUUGCUUCUCCGAACAGACAUUUUACAGAAAACAGUCGUUGGGUGCCCCUGAAUAACGACAAACCAGUAGCUUAUCCGUAUCCUUCCCAUAACGCCACGCGUGCCGCCUAAGAACCAGCUGUAACGAUGAUAAGGGUUCCACCGAAUUCCAAACGUCUGAGCGUUUUUCAUUUUCAGUAUUUAAUGGAAUUUUACUCCCAAGUAAAUCCAUUUUGGCAAAUGGUGCUGGUAAUUCUUCAGUUUCAGUUUUUGAAUGCUUAGAACAUUUAAGAUAACUUUCAAAACGUUCAGUAAAUUCAAAGUGUGUUAUCAUGAACUUCGACACAAGAUGUAUACACGUUUAUGCAUUAUUAACCAAGAUUGUUAGGUCAAGAUGGCUGGAUAUUGGCCAAACUUAAGUUUUUUUUUUUGCGUAUUUGUGGGUCGGGACGAAGAGACAAAGAAGAACGAUGCCAACCUAUAUGUUGCGGGAUCGAAGCGACAAAUCCCGAGCGGGCAAGAUGAGCCCUUCUUGCCUGCUUGGGUAGCCAAUCAAAAUACAGAUUUCUCUUCAUCUUGCUUGCUUGGGUAGCCAAUCAGAACUUAGGGUUCUCACCAUCUUACCUGCUUGCGGAUGAAGCCAUAUAAUAAUACAAUAUCAAUCCCUUGACUUUGACCCCUGUACAUAAGAAAAGCCGCCGCCGCCGAAAAGACAGCUGUGACUAGGUGGUCAUGUUAUUAAAACUUUAAACUUAAUUUUUCUUUUCAACAGGUGGUUCAAACUUGGAGAUGUUUAUAAGCCAAUCCGGUCCAUCUGGUUGGCCGAAAUCCUGUCCAACCGGUUAUUCUCAUCAUCUGGGUGCCAUCGAACAAGAUUGCGAGAUAAACUUUUGCGUGAAGUCUAAUGUAUUCAACAGUCACGGGUUACCAAUCAUCAAGAGACCCCCCUAUUCUGAUGCGCCGAAAGUUCUCAAUUACUCUGUACCUAUGCUGUUGGUUAACGAAGACAAUGGUCAAAUUUGGUUCAAACCCUCAGGAAAUAAACCACAAUGGUUGUUCGCGACUAAAAGGUAAUGCUGAUGCUAAAUUAAGUACGUGACUGUAUAUUAGGUGGAGAGAGGCGCUUCAGUCUUUCUUAAGGUAUGGUAAUGCUGAAAUCGCUUCUACAUCUAUUUAUUUUAGGGAACAACAUGUCUAUUUUUUUUCUAUUUUUUUAUUUUUUUCCCAGUGGCUUUCGAUUGCUCCCCUUCCAAAAACAAUUCAUGGUCUAUGACGAUGUGCACGCGAAAUUCGCUCAAGAUCGAGUUAAUUUGUUUCGUUUGUUUAGUUAGCGGCGGAUGAGAUUUUUUCUAUUCGGUUGUAUUGAUGAUUAGAAACAAAUACUGUCUUAAAAUUUAGUUUUGUUUCUCAUGUUAAGGUCAUAUCUUCAAUGCUCCAAUGUUUUUCGAAAGUUCUUAGAAUUCAUUCGGAACGGUAUUUUAUUAUGGAUGUUAGAACCUACUACGUAUUGUGGUGUUGUUUUUACCGCGCCAACCAGCCAGAUCACGUUGAACUUAGAUUUGAAAACCACCCUAAUGCAGUUAAGUCUUCAAUGACUUCAGCUGACUAGUUGGCUUAAUUGGUGGAGCGCUGCACCGCUAUCGCGGAGGUCAAGGGUUCGAAUCCAGUAUAAGCAUGGAUUUUUUUUUCAGGCUUUCUUUUCGUAACUGCGGGAGUUGCGUUUGUAACUGCGAUGGUCUCCUUUCAUAUCAUUCUUCGGCUCGCAGUUCAUGAUUUCCAUCUAUUCACGACUUCAAUGCAUGAUAUAAUUAUCACGCUCUUUGACUACCUGCUCGGGACUGAAGGGAGUGUCAGACGUUACAGAAACAUUUUCGUGACCAGACAAGUUACCAAGACUCGAGCUCGAUAAACGGGUCCCAGGUUAAAAAAUCUGGUAGAAGAAUUAUAUAUCCCUAGGUGUUUACAGCUUACUUUUCAUCUCAUUAAAGCUCUUUUCUUUUUACUUAGCACCGUUGAGGCAUAUAGAAAACAGGUAAACCUGGAACGUCACGCCAUUAUAGGAAUAGCCACAGACGACGUCGCUCUUGCUACGCAUGACAAACAGAAGUCUUCCAAGAGUUCCAGUCAUAGCAUGAAUGCUGGGACAGCGGCUGGUAUUACAUUUGGCGUCACGGCAUUGGCUGGAUUAUUGAUUGCUGUCAUGGUGAUUGGCUGGCGCCGUCAUAAGAGCGUGAACAGAGAAAGCAGCGACUUGAGAGAGCCACUGAGCUCUCUCGGGAAUUAUGGUGCUGUCCAUGACGAAGGGAGUCCCAGAGUUUGAUUCAGUACAAAAUCAGGAUACAGAGUGCCUUUCUCCCUCCUCCCGCAGACCGUUAUCAUUAAACAAAGGAUUACAAGACAAGCUUGAAAAUAAGCGCGCGUUGGUCGAUAGGAAGAGGAAAAAAGGCUUUUGUAAUGUUUUCCUCGCAUUUUCUUUUACAUACCCUCUUAAAGCACAUGGCAGGAGAAAACAAGCCUCUACAGAAGCCCACGUACCUAUGCACAGCGGUCUUCCAAGGAGAUAUUUGAUUUAACUCAGUGAUUUUGAGACACGAUAUGCUAUGCUUUGGUCCGAAACUGUAACGAAUCGUACGCGAGUGGAAUAGCUUUGCGGCCAAUUUACUUAGGGCUGUUCACCUUGCAGUGGAUAUUUGGUAAUUUUUAUAACGUCAAUAAUUUUAAGUAAGUUGUACUAUGGGGCAUUCCUGGUAGCAAUUAUUGUUAUCGCCAUUUUUCCUUUUCAAUAAAGAGGGUCUAAAAUAUUAAUUAUUUUCCCAGUUUCAGUUCACGACUGAAUUUUCACACUUUUUGGUCAUCUUGAUCGUAUGGCGAGAGAGAUCCUCGGAUAGUCAAUGACUGAGAAUGAAAAAUUACAAUGCCAUUAUUUCUUUCUUUUUACGUGUACUGCUUGUAAAGCUAAAAGAGUUUCGAAUUCGAGCGAAAAAAUAUGACAUCUUCUCUGUAUAUUUUGUCCGGUCAAAGUGAAUGGCGACCGAGAACACUUGCCGUGUACCAUACGUAUUUUACUUAGUUUGGAGAGAAAUUAAGAAAUAUGCAAAAAUUCAGUUACCUAUAGUUAAUUUCCAAAUAUUUUAGACAAAUUUUAAUUGCACACAUUUUAGGCAUGCUACUGAUGAACAGUUGCGGCUUUUAGAUAUUUCUAGCAACAACAAUUAGCCGUCUGUCCUCUUUGAAUUUGUACAGUCAUAUAAUUCCAGUUCCAGUGCCGUGCUUAUGGGAAGCUUAAACAAACAAACACAGCGGACGGAACGGCAAACGACAGAGGGCUGGCUGACGUUCGGCGUGCGCCGUUAGCUCGGUGCUGAGAAUCUAACUUUGACAAAGCCCUAAGAACGCCUCGUUGAUAGCUUGUGCCUCUUUCUAGUGACGCGUAUUGUGACUUGUCGACGG